AUGCCAUUCCCUGCCCCACCCCCCAUCACCACCGCCUCCAUCGCCUUCACGACCCCCCACCACCUCCGCCACCCCGCCCUCACCCUCCACCACCGUCUCCGUCGCCUUCACCACCCCUCCACCACUCCAUCACCACCGCCACCAUCGCCUUCGCCACCCGCCUCACCCCUCCACCACACCAUCACCACAGCUCCAUCGCCUUCACCACCACCUCCACCACCUCCGUCACCACCGCCACCAUCGCCUUCGCCCCCGCCCUACCCCCUCCACCACGCCUCCGUCGCCUUCACCACCCCUUCCACCACCUCCGUCACCACGCCACCAUCGCCUUCGCCCCGCCGGCCUCACCGCCUCACACCGCCCCCAUCACCACCGCCUCCAUCACCUUCACACCCCCCUCCACCCACCUCCGUCACCAACCGCCACACGUCGCCUUCGCACCACACCAGCCCUCACUGCCUCUCACCACCACCUCCGUUACUUCACACACCCCGCCCUCAACCCGUCACCACACGCCUCCAUCGCUUCACCACCCCUCCACUACCCCGUCACCACCGCCUACUCGGCCUCCACCACCCCCGUCACCAUACCCUCCCUCCACCACCCCCGUCACCACCCGCGCCUCCCUUCACCACCCCCACUCUCAACCACCCCCAUCUCCACCUCCAUCACCACACCGCUACCAUUGCCUUCACACCUCCUCCACCACCCCGUCCACCGCCUCCAUCGCCCUCACCACCCCCGCCCUCACCCCUCUACCACCUCCAUCACCGCCUUCUCCACCAUUACUCCACUAAUCCCCCUUCCACCUAUCUUCCCCAUCUCGCCUCCACCACCACGUCCAACACUUCCAUCAACUCUCUGCCAAGCUCCAACACCAAGUCCUUUGACCCUUCCUCCGACCUCCAUCACCAAGCCCCAUCAACCCUCCACCAACUCCCUCACACAGCAUCCAUACCACACCCAUCACCGGUUCCAUCAAACCCUCCACUAGCUCCAUCACCGGCUCCAUCAACCCCUCUACCAGCUCCAUUACCGGCUCCAUCAACUCCUCCACCACUUCCAUCAACUCCUCUGCCAGCUCCAACACCAAGUCCAUUGGCCCUUCCUCCAAUUCCAUCACCAAGCCCAUCAACCCCUUCACCAGCUCUAUCCCCCAGCCCAUCAACCCCUCCACCAGCUCCAUCGCCGGCUCCAUCAACCCCUCCACCAGCUUCAUCACCAGGCCCAUCAACCCCUCCACCAGCUCCAUCGCCGGUUCCAUCAACCCCACCACUAGCUCCAUCGCCGGUUCCAUCAAACCCUCCACCAGCUCCAUCACCAACUCCAUCAACCCCUCCACCGGCUCCAUCACCAACUCCAUCAACCCUUCCACCACCUCCACCACUUCCAUCAACUCCUCUGCCAGCUCCAACACCAAGUCCAUUGACCCUUCCUUCAAUUCCAUCACCAAGCCCAUCAACCCCUUCACCAACUCCAUCCCCUGGCCCAUCGACCCCUCCACCAGCUUCAUCGCCGGCUCCAUCAACCCUUCCACCAGUUCCAUCACCACGCCCAUCAACCCCUCCACCAGAUCCAUCGCCGGCUCCAUCAACCCUUCCACCAGUUCCAUCACCAGGCCCAUCAACCCCUCCAAUAUCUCUAUCGCCGGCUUCAUCAACCCCACCGGUUCCAUCACCAUGGCCUUCAACCCCUCCACCAGCUCCAUCACCGAGUCCGUCAAACUGUCCACGACGACUACUCUCCUCGACAUCCUGACUAUUAGAACCCCUACACAACACUGUCACCUACUAGAGAUCAUUAAUCAAAUACUGGGAGCUAUAAUUUAAGAAUUCUAAUAGAAAUCUAAUGAGGAGUGCCACGUAAUAAUGUGAUUUUUAACUUAUGUAUUUUUCUUUUUUAUUUUUAUUUUUUUUGUUUCCCACGUCACUAUCACUGCCCCAGACUAAUACUGUAAUGGAACCUACAUUACUAAAAAUAAAGGGCCACAGUGUUAUACUUGUAUCUUUUUGACAGCUUCAUUAACUGUUUAAUGGAUAAACGCUAUAUAUUUC
This is a messenger RNA of Camellia sinensis, 2054 nucleotides long. Lineage: Eukaryota; Viridiplantae; Streptophyta; Magnoliopsida; Ericales; Theaceae. The record is from RefSeq and is a predicted model, not a curated record.